CCUACUGGGAUUUUGACUUUCCCCGUCCAUUACUUCCCAACUUCAAAUUUGUUGGAGGGAUUCACUGCAAACCUGCUAAACCAUUACCAAAGUAUUUCGAAAAGUUUGUCCAAAGCUCUGGAGAUGACGGCAUCGUGGUCUUUUCUUUGGGAUCUAUUGUCAAGAAUCUGACCACAGACAAGGCAUGAUCGCCUCUGCCCUCGCUCAAGUCCCACAAAAGGACGCAGUUGCCUGGAGCGCAUCAAAGAUCAGCGCUGUUCCUCCUCUCUGCUCAAGAAUCCCCGGUGCCCCAAGAGUUCAAACAGAUACACAGCCCUGGUAUCCGUUCGAGAGGAGAACUAUGGUGGAAAAACUUAAUGUCAAAGAGCUUGGACCAGAUCAGCCCGACGUAAAGAUAAGCCAGCAGGACAAGGAGAAGGGUAAACUGUACACACGAGGCUUCUCCCAAAAUUGGUACACCAGGAAGCAGUGGCUAGCUGGAUGCAAUCACGCUAAUGCGUUAUUUUGCUUUCUGUGUUUGUUAUUCAAAACGGCUGGGAUCCACAGAAGGUGGAUGUGGAACUUGUGUCUCAUUGGGGACUCCAUUCAUUCUCUGACUGAGGAAUGCAGCGCAUCAGUGCAGCAGCCAACAAAGAAACGGAGGACGUUUGGACAGGGAGAACAGCAGCUGGGUGCAGAGAUGCUGCCUGAGUCCUGGCAGGCAGCUCUGACUGCAGAACAGCAGGAGUGGAUCGGCCGGGUGCUGUUCACCAGGGACGAUGCUGGGAGGCCGCAUCUCAUCACGGAGCUCAGUCCCUGGUGGUACCCUCCCCAGCCCCGGGCGGUCUACAAUCAGCCUCCCGCCUCUCCCGACCCCUUCUUUGCAUGUCGGCUCUUCCUGUGGAUGCCUCACAGGAUGUGGCACCUGCAGCUGACGUGCCCCCAGCCUUUGUGCAGCGGCAUCCUGAUAAAGACUGGGCUCUACAGGACCAUCCGGAGGGUCCUGGACAUCGACGGCUGGUAUCUCAUGGCCACUGAGUACCUGGAGUGCCGUCGAUGUAAGAAGAAGGUCGGAGGGUGGUCACAGGGCAUCUUAAGGCAGCUGCCCCCCACCUACAGCUGCCAGUUCCCAGCUGUCCUCAUGUACAAGCUGUCCUGUGACCAGAGGGUGGUUGCUAUGCUGAGAUCUCGCACUCUGGGCAACAGUGCCACUCAGCUGUGCAACACCCUGCGGGAGCAGCAUUCCGACGCCUGGAUGCGGAGAGCGAUUCAGUACCUCGGCGUCUGCGAGCAGUUCCUGGCCUUGGGUACCACAAGGGGGCAGAUCGCACCACCUCCCCAGAUGCCCCCUGUGCCCUCACCCGUCUGGCUGCUGACCGUUUACGGUUACGACGUGCUGACGCGGCUGGACGAGUACAAGGCCAGGAUCACGUCCACCUUCGGAUCCAUCCUAAAGAUGGAUUCCACAAAGAAGGUGACGAAGAAGCUCGCAGGUGCCGCCUGGGCUACCAACGUGGGCAACGAGCACGGCCAGGUCCUCAUGAGCGUCCUCACUUGCUGCGAGGGCUCCGAGGGCCUGUCCAAGAUGGCGGCCGGACUGAUGAGGCGGUACCGAUUAGCCGAGGUACCUGCCCCCCAGCUCAUCUACGUGGACCGCGACUGCUGCAAACAGGACGGCGUGUCCAAGACGGCUGCCUUAUUUCCGGAGUGGGAACAGCUCAUUGUUCGGCUGGACAUCUGGCAUCUGAUGCACCGCUUCGCAUCAGGUGUCACCACAGAGAGCCACGAGCUGUAUCCCACCUUCAUGAGGCAGCUGUCUUACUGCAUCUUUGAGGUGGACGCCGAAGAUGCUCGCCGUCUCGUGGGAGCCAAGCGGUCCGAGCUGGAGGGGACGCACGGGAUGGUCAACCUGACGGACGCUGAUGUGAUCCAGCGGAUCAGCAAGGAGGAAUGGAGGCUCCACUGCCGCAGGAGGACGCGUGGAGCAGAGGAGUCGACGCUCCUCAUCCAAAACCUCCUUGACACCUUCAGAGGGCCCGCAGGACACAACACGCUGAACAUCCCGUUGCUAAACGCUCUCCGCAUCCAGGACAUCUGGGACACGCAGAGGCGCCACCUCAGCUGCAUCCAGGACCCCCCUGGCGUGCAGCUGUACACCCAGACGGGCAGUCUGCAAAAAGGAGGGGUCAGGCUGCCCAUCUAUCGCUGCGCGAGGGGCUCCACUGCCCUGGAGUCCUUCCAUCUCCACCUGAACCGCUUCAUCCCAGGAACGUCGGCCAGUGCCAAGUACUUCCAGGCGUUCCUGAUUGAUGGACUGGUCAGGUGGAACGAGGACCGCGCAGCGGCAGCUGAGGGACACGAGGCGCCUCUGCUGUCCUACAGUGGCCACCUCAGGCACACCCUGAACCAGAAGAGCCAAAGGGUGCUUGGUCAUCAGAUGGUUAAGGACUUCACCAAGCCUGCUGCUUACACAGGUGAGCUCAUCGGGGUGGAGUACCUGUUCCAGCAGACAGGCCGCGUGCUUGAGGACAUCAGCAUGGACCCUGACGCUCCGGACGAGGCUGCUGCCGUCACCGCCCUGGACGAGGGCAUACAGGAGGACGUGGGCGACUACGUCGCCGCCUUCGUCCUUGACGACCCGUCCACCAGCACUUCAGGAGCAGCCCGGUCAGGGGAUCCAGCUGUCGCACCCGGGUCUGAGCCAUCACAUCCUGCCGCCCCUGCGCAUCACGCCCCUCCCGAGGUCCCUGGAAGCCAGACUCCUGAAGAGAAACACUCCUCUGAUUCAGAGGAGGAGAUCCAGGGUCCUGACGGCCAGCCAGGAUACCAGCAUGUCCUGAAGCUGGCUCAGGCCCUGGUGGAGCUCAGGAGUCUCCAGGGACUGUCUGACAGCAGGGUAGACAGACUCAUCGCGCUUUGGCAACGCCUGCCAGAGCGAGACAAACAACGGAUCGUCUACCCUAGCAGAUACCGGGAGAGGCAACCAAAGGGGCGGUUCAAGGCAGCGAAGGGGAAGGACACCUCCUGUCCAGGGGUAGUGAGUCUCCAGCGCUGCCUUGGAGGAGAACCCUCGGGCGCUGCAAAUUGGCCAGACGCCAGCCGUGUGGUGGAGGCCAUGUGCAGCCAGCUCUGCCAUCUGUACCCUGCGGCCAGUCGCGUGAACGGGGUCAGCAGGUCACGCUGGUUCCUAAUCUGCAACGACUACAUGGCCGUCAGACAGGUGGUGCUGAAUUGCCCGAGGCUGAUGGCUCAGACCCAGCUUCAGCUCUAUGAGCUGAACCAAAAGACCAUCUCUCAGUGGUUCAGCUAUAGACAGAAGAGGUGGGAGAAAGGUGUGCUGGAGCAGGGGACUGGUGCAGUUUCUGCCCCAACUUUCUCCCACCAGCCCAUCCCUUCUGCCAAAGGGCUGUCCUCCGUACAGGUGGGAAGAGGACAGCCCUUUAAUUACAACAUCCCUGAGGAGCAACAACCUGGUCCCUCCUCCAGGGGACUGCCGCCGCCACCGCUACCUCCACCUGCUCCUCAUCCCGGUCCCUCUACCAGCUGCAACCUCCCUCCUCCUUCUGCUCAGAGCCUGCACGUCAUUCAUCUAUUCCUGGGAUCCACUCCGCUGACUCCUCCUGUUCUGACUGUACCAAGGACGACAGCAUUUAGGAGGAGGAAGGCAGCGGAGGCUGCUGCUGCUGCUGGCGUGCAGGCUCCCCCAUCAAAGACAGCCCGCCAGCAGUUCACCUGCAGCAAAUGUGGUCAGCCCAAGCGGCUGGACACUGACCCGCAUUGCAGGUGUGUCCUACUGCGCAACUGUUGGCGGGAAGUCUGUAGAGGAGUGGAAGAAGGAGAUGAAGACCAAGACUGGAGGAGGGCCAGAAAAACAGUGACUUUUGGGGACAUUUGCUCAUUUUGGAACUUGUAA
This is a messenger RNA of Nothobranchius furzeri (turquoise killifish), 3892 nucleotides long. The record is from RefSeq and is a predicted model, not a curated record. NCBI's taxonomy places the organism in Eukaryota, Metazoa, Chordata, Actinopteri, Cyprinodontiformes, Nothobranchiidae.